AUGCUUGUGCCCUGGGCCCCCAUUGCUGCCACCUCUGUAGUUGCCGCCGCCGCCUCUUCCUACUACUUCUCCAACAUGGCCAUCUCCAACGACGCUAAGACCGCCACCCUCAAGGGCGACGACCAGUGGGUUGAUCUCAAGCUCAAGUCCUCCAAGGACCUGUCCCACAACACCAAGGCCCUCAUCUUCGAGCUCCCUACCCCCGACUCCACCCUCGGUCUUACCACCGCUUCCGCUCUCCUCACCAAGUACGUGACCCCUAAGGGCUCCAACGUUGUCCGACCUUACACCCCUGUUUCCGACCCUGACUCCAAGGGCGAGUUUGAGCUCGUCGUCAAGUCCUACCCCGAGGGUAAGAUGUCCAAGCACAUCCACGAGCUCAAGGAGGGUGACACUCUGUCCUUCAAGGGUCCCAUCAUCAAGUAUCAGUGGCAGCCCAACCUCCACAAGGAGAUCACCCUGAUUGGUGCCGGAACCGGCAUCACCCCUCUGUACCAGCUCAUCUCUGCCAUCAACAAGAACCCCGAGGAUAAGACCAAGGUGAACCUCUUUUACGGUAACGCCACUGAGGGUGACAUUCUCCUCAAGGACGAGAUUGACGCCAUCGCCAAGGCCAAGCCCCAGCAGUUCAACGUCCACUACUUCCUCGACAAGCCUUCCGACAACUGGAAGGGUGAGAACGGAUUUAUCUCCGAGGAGUUCAUCAAGGGCAACUCCCCCGCUGCCGACUCCGACAACGUCAAGGUCUUUGUCUGCGGUCCUCCUCCUUUCUACAAGGCCAUCUCCGGCGCCAAGGUCUCUCCUACCGACCAGGGCGAGGUUGACGGUGCUCUCAAGAACCUCGGUUUCAACAAGGACCAGGUCUUCAAGUUCUAA
This is a messenger RNA of Yarrowia lipolytica CLIB122, 876 nucleotides long. Lineage: Eukaryota; Fungi; Ascomycota; Dipodascomycetes; Dipodascales. The record is from RefSeq and is a predicted model, not a curated record.